Molecule: messenger RNA, 1299 nt
Organism: Aspergillus oryzae RIB40
Lineage: Eukaryota; Fungi; Ascomycota; Eurotiomycetes; Eurotiales; Aspergillaceae
Exons: 1
Coding region: 1-1299 (432 amino acids)
Biological process (GO): mitotic cell cycle; intracellular signal transduction
Cellular component (GO): cytoplasm; nucleus
Molecular function (GO): histone H3T3 kinase activity
Source: RefSeq, a predicted model, not a curated record
AUGGCGUCGACUUUUUCGCCCGCCUUCCCAGGCGACCGUACACCGAAACCGAGGACCAAGACACGCACCGCUGCGCCGAAACGAGUAUAUGGAAAGCGACGAGCGGAUGCCCCACGAGCUGUGUUUGAACAGAGAAGUCCAGCAAAACCGGUAGAGGAGACAACGUCGAAGGUCAUUGAGGAAGCUGUGGAUUCCAUCCAAGCUCAGUUGGCUGAGGUUAAAAUAAGCGAUGCGAUCCCAUUUCAGAAAGUGGAAGACAAAACCGACGAGCAAAAAACCCUCGUUAAGCAAGCAGACCUUACAAAAACUGCACCGCCAGUACAUACACCCGAGGUCGUGCCAAUUGACUUGAAAAAUGAAGAAGAGCCUACCGAGGAGAGCCCUGCGGACAGCGUCCCUAAACCACGGAAGAAAUACGAGACAAUGGUGGAAGUCAGAAUCUGCUCCAAAACGGCAGCGCCAAAACCACAAGAUAUACAAGAAGAACAAGAGCAGCACGUCGACCAAAAAGAACCACAGGAGGAUAAACGCAGCGCAGAAAGUGAGAGGCAGGGGGAGAGACGAGCAAGGAGGAACAAAGUCCCGCCUCGUUUGUCAUCUGGGUGCGUGAUGGAUGAUAAAGUGAAUGCAUAUGUUCGUCGCAUCUUGAAUGAGGCCUUGUCACCGGUUGCGGCACAGCGCGUCCAAAAGUUUGGCUCCUGGGCCGCUCGUGCUGGGAAUUUGCUGGAGGUAGUGAAGAUCGCCGAAGGUUCGUACGGAGAGGUUUAUAAGCUCCGUCUGCGCGAAGAGUUGUGCAAGAAGGAGAUGUCUAGAUCCAAGCUUGCUCGUCUAAAAGCGUACGGUGACAACGUGUUCAAAGUUGUGCCCUUACGAGCCCAGAGUGGACCUGGCUCCAAAAAAUUUACCAGCAUCGACGAAAUCGUGUCUGAAGUCAAGAUGCUUAAAUAUUUGGACCCGAUCCCUGGAUUUGCUCGCUUUCGAGAGAUCCACGUGGUCCAAGGUCGAUUCCCAGAGUCCUUCCAGAAUGCUUGGGACCACUACAAGAGAACCAAAGACGACUGCUUGAAUCCCAAUCCAUCCAGCAAAAGGGCGUAUCCUGAUUCACAAUUGUGGGCUAUCGUGGAAAUGGAUGAUGCUGGCUGUGAGCUUGAAAAGUUCGCUUGGUCAUCGACCUUCCAGAUUUACGAUAUAUUUUGGGGAGUGGCAAUGGCUCUCGCGCGUGCCGAAGAGUAUGCACAAUUUGAGGUAAGCCUCGUUGUAAGAAGCCCUGGAGACCGAAUAGUAUUGAUACGUAUCUAG